Molecule: messenger RNA, 1848 nt
Organism: Ectocarpus siliculosus
Lineage: Eukaryota; Phaeophyceae; Ectocarpales; Ectocarpaceae
Source: the annotation of a GenBank genome assembly
AUGGCCCCAUCUCAAAGCUCCGAGCUUUACCCAUGGACGCACUUGGCGGAGCCAUACAAGAAAUCCCUUCUGGCCAUCGAUGCAGGGCAGGACGACUACGAAGCAUGCGCGAGGUGGGAGGUGGACGGCGUUGAGCUGGGAACAGGUCCUUCUGUCGAGACGGUUUUCCGGUCACCAGGGAUCUUCCCGUGCACCGUCACCGUGUCCUACCCCCAGCGCCCCCUGUCUGGAGGGCACGAGGACGACUCCCCCGAAACCUCUGGGUCGCUCGCCACCGUGACCCACAAGUUCGAGGUGACGGUGAAGUACGUCCGGCGGGAGAUUCGUGACCUGACGGACCGGGACCGGGAGACAUUCUUCAAUGCGGUGUCGGUGCUGCAGCGUGUGCCCAGCGCCGUCGGGCGCGAGAUCUACGGGGACAAGUACUACAGCAAGGACUACUUCAACCGGCUGCAUCUUUUCUACGGCGGGCACAAGGACUGCGACCACUGGCACGACGGGGCUGGUUUUGUCACGUCCCACAUCGCCCUCUCUCUCAUGUACGAGCAGGCCUUGCAGUCCGUCAGCCCGUCGAUCGCGCUCCCCUACUGGGACUUCACCAUCGAGGGCAUGCUAUACGACUGGAGAGACUUCCGAACGAGCAGCGUCUUCUCGGACGAUUGGUUUGGCAAGGCGUCUCCUCGCAACGUGCUGAUGACGCCUAGCAGGGGGCGUUUCGGUUUUGUUCCCGUCAUGGCGAACGCCACCGAGUAUUCGACGUUGCACAACCCGUACGGGUUGCUGCGGUCCCCGUGGAACACCCACCCGGAGCCCUUCCUGACGCGUCACGACCGCCUGUUCGGGUACAAGAACAACCGCAAGCCGUCCGGGUGCAAGCAGUACCGAGACGCGGCAAGGAAGGAUACUUGGAUGUUGCUGACCGAGUCGAUGAACGCCGGAGCACACGGGCACAUCCACGAGCUCCUCGGCGGAGCGUGGUCCUCGGACUGGUCCGGCUUUUACAACAGGACCGAGAAGAUCAUCCUCCCGUUCGCGCACACGAUUGUGCCACUGAUGAAAUAUCUUUGGAGAACGGAGUACCUGCAGUGCGAGACGACGUGCGACUUCAGCGUCUCGUGGGCGGACUGCAGGUGCACCCUCAGCGCCGAAGCGGUGGCGGGGCAAACACCAUCAGAGGUGUUGGAGAGUUCCGGCGUGCUUUCCGACGCGGCCGGUGCGUUCUUCUACGACGAGGACCUGAAGCUCGUCGACAACCUCACGGACGAACAGGGUCACGCGCACGACCGAAUCCCGGGCUACACGGCUGACGAGACGAAGGGCAUCUUCACCGAGAUGCUCCGGCUGCUCAGCACCCCGAUGCGCAUAGGCAGCCACUACGAAGGGACGAGCACGAAUGACGUCACGUUCUGGGUGUUGCACCCGACAAUGGACAGGCUUUGGCACCUGAAUAGGCUGGAAGACGUGAACGGCGAGGGUUUCGACGAGACCUGGAGGGAUGACCACUUCUGCUACGGCCACAACCCGGCCGACGUCCAGCCCUUCCACGACCUAUUCCUGGGACAGGCCACAGGAAAGGGCGGCCACGACCAACAACGAAGAGCAAUGCGAGACGAGAGGGAUGCGGCGAAAGAGAGUGGUGGAGAGGAACAAGCUGCCGGGGCAGGGACGUCUGGAGGAAGCAGCGGCUGCGGCAGCAUCGCACCGCCCAAGGCGUACUACACCAACCAGAUGCUGUACGAGCUGCUCAAGCCGGACGGCAUGUCCAUCCCGUACAUGUAUGCCCAUUUCGAGUGGCCCCACUGCGAUGUGCGUGGGGUACACUUGCGGGGGCGUGAGCCUCGACGCUAG